This is a messenger RNA of Hevea brasiliensis (rubber tree), 1837 nucleotides long. RefSeq names its product glucan endo-1,3-beta-glucosidase 9. Gene Ontology annotation, biological process: carbohydrate metabolic process. Gene Ontology annotation, molecular function: hydrolase activity, hydrolyzing O-glycosyl compounds. NCBI's taxonomy places the organism in Eukaryota, Viridiplantae, Streptophyta, Magnoliopsida, Malpighiales, Euphorbiaceae. The record is from RefSeq and is a predicted model, not a curated record. Gene Ontology annotation, cellular component: plasma membrane. Bases 176 to 1633 code for a protein of 485 amino acids. The transcript is spliced from 2 exons.
UCCCGAAAAAUUUCAACAAACAAAUAUGCUUUACUUCGCCAGACGAAUCCAAAGUUUUCCCACUCACAGUCACUUAUGGUGCCCGCUAGCUUUACCUGAGACUCUCUCUCUCUCUCUCUCUCUCUCUCUCUCUCUCUUCAGGUUUUCCUAGCGCAUUUCACGUCCUCCAGGCCAAAUGCUUCCAAGUUUCCGUUUCCUUUUCCUCUUCUUGGCCACGGUAUGCACCCUCGGCUCCACGGUUGUGGCUAUAGGUGUGAACUGGGGAACGACGACCUCGCAUCCUCUCCCGCCACCAAAGGUUGUGGAGCUCUUGAAAUCCAACAACAUCUCCAAAGUGAAGCUCUUCGAUGCUGACCCACUUGUUCUUCAAGCUCUCUCCGGCUCCAACAUUGGUGUCACUGUGGGCAUUCCCAAUGCCAUGCUUAAAAGUUUCAACUCUUCCAAGAAAGCUGCGGAGAGCUGGGUCCAUGAUAAUGUCACCCGCUACUUCUCCAGCGGUAGCAGUGGAGUUCGAAUUGAGUAUGUUGCCAUUGGAGAUGAGCCAUUUCACCUAAGUUACAGUGAGCAGUUCCAUCCCUUUGUCAUUGGGGCAGCCAUCAACGUCCAAACAGCUUUAACAAGAGCAAAUUUGGCAAGCGAGGUGAAGGUUGUGGUUCCAUGCAGUUAUGACACCAUCCAGUCAGAGUCUGGCCUGCCCUCCAAAGGACACUUCAGGCCCGAUCUUAAUAAAACCAUGAUUGAACUCCUCACAUUUCUCAGAAAGCAUCACUCACCUUUCUUUUUUACCAUCUCCCCAUUUAUUACCUUCAAUAAAAACAAAAACAUUUCCCUUGAUUUCUCUCUCUUCAAAGAAGCUGCACACCCUCAUAAUGAUAGCCACAGAACCUAUAAAAACAGCUUUGACCUAAGCUAUGAUACCCUGGUUACUGCAUUAUCAGUUGUUGGAUUUCCUGAAAUGAAUAUUGUUGUUUCAAAGAUUGGGUGGCCUACAGAUGGAGCAGCCAAUGCUACUUCAUCCAUUGCAGAGACCUUCAUGAAAGGCUUGAUGGACCAUCUUCAUAGCAAAUCAGGAACCCCACUCAGGCCUCGGAAUCCACCAAUGGAGACAUACAUAUUUAGUCUUUUAGAUGAGGAUCAAAGGAGCAUAGCCACAGGAAAUUUUGAGAGACAUUGGGGAUUGUUUACUUUCGAUGGUCAGGCCAAAUAUCGUAUUGAUUUUGGCCAAGGUUUGAAGAAACCAGAGAAUGCGAAGAAUGUAGUAUAUCUUUCUUCAAAGUGGUGUGUUGUAAACAAUAAUAAAGACUUGUCUAAUGCAAGUACCAAUGCCAUGGAUGCAUGUUCAGUUGCUGAUUGCACUGCACUGUCACCUGGUGGAUCCUGUUUCAAUAUCAGCUGGCCUGGGAAUAUAUCAUAUGCAUUUAAUAGCUAUUAUCAGCAGCAUGAUCAAAGAGCAGAUAGCUGUGAUUUCGGUGGGUUGGGUUUGAUCACAACUGUUGAUCCAUCAGUGGGAAACUGUAGAUUUUCUAUUGAACUUCGUACCUCACAUACAGACUCCUUAUCUGGUUCACAUCUUGUCCAAUGGAUGAUCUUGUUAAUGUUAUAUUCAUAUUUCUUCUUAUUAAACUUAUAUUGAAAUUUUACGCAAUGGAUAGAUAUCUGAGGCAUUUUGCAUCUUCUUGAUUUGCCUCGGGCCUGUUGUAGUUCCUGGUGUUUUUUAACGUUCACAUUUGUACCAAAAGCAUCUUUGUGCUGUUUUAUUGGACAAAAGUAGGAAAAGGAAAAUGACACUGCGGCUCUAUUUUUAUCUUCCAUUACAAAAUUUUGCAGUUAUUUGAAA